AUGAACUACAGCACAGACUCUGCUAAUACAGUUUAUGUGGGGAAUAUAGAUCCAAGGAUAACCAAAGAACAGCUUUAUGAACUUUUCAUUCAGAUUAACCCAGUUUUAAGGAUUAAGUAUCCGAAAGAUAAAGUUCUGCAAACCUAUCAAGGCUACGCAUUCAUCGAAUUCUAUAACAAGGAAGAUGCUCAAUAUGUGAUAAAAAUAAUGAAUAAUACCGUCAAGUUAUAUGACCGAUUGAUAAAAGUUCGUCAAGCAACCAACUCCACAGGAACAUCUAAUUUAUCUUCUAAUACCUCUAAGGACAUAGUAUUACCUAUUGCUAAGUUGUUCAUAAAAAACCUAGCAGAUUCGAUAGAAAGUGACCAACUAGCGAAGAUUUUCAAUAAAUUCGGAAAGACAAUAGGUGAACCCAAAAUUUUCCACCUAUCAAACGGAAAACUAAAAUGUGCGUAUAUUUAUUUUGAGGACUUUGAAAAAGCUGAUUUGGCAAUAAAAUCCUUGAACAACCAAUUAGUAGCCAAUAACAGAAUUGCGGUUGAUUAUGCCUUCAAGGAAGAUGGCAGAGGUAACGCAAAAUACGGCGAUGGCGUUGAUAGGCUGUUGAAUAAAGAGGCAUUAAAACACAACAUGUUAAAAUAA
Molecule: messenger RNA, 642 nt
Organism: Saccharomyces paradoxus
Lineage: Eukaryota; Fungi; Ascomycota; Saccharomycetes; Saccharomycetales; Saccharomycetaceae
Gene: HSH49
Product: U2 snRNP complex subunit HSH49
Exons: 1
Coding region: 1-642 (213 amino acids)
Biological process (GO): positive regulation of mRNA splicing, via spliceosome
Cellular component (GO): U12-type spliceosomal complex; nucleolus
Molecular function (GO): RNA binding
Source: RefSeq, a predicted model, not a curated record